AUGUCGAGAAAACCCUUGUUCUCGCAAAACCUCAACGUGCCCAUAUCGGCGGCAGAAACGGUUGCAGAAACGCCCGCUACCCAUCUUCUGACUAAGAUCACCACGCCUCCUCAUUCCGUCUACGCCAAACGCAACCACUCAGUCUUGGACACUCCAGUCCGCACCUCCGACGCCAGCUCCGCCGCACGCAGCCUUCUUAUGUCUCCAGCGUUUUCGUCUCCGCAACAGCAGCAGCCUCCCGUAUUCCAAAACCCAAGCUCUCUCAUGAAAUCGCCCCGGUGUAUGGCACCAGCGUUUUCCGAAACCGCUCCCUUUCUGGCGCCUGCUGUCUCGGGUCUCGAGUGUGCACCGGUGCUUGAAGAUGGCAAGAAGAAACGGCCCAAGAAAACUAAACGGGACGCGCGAGAAGGAUUUUCCCUCGACUCGAACGAAAAACCCCCGUACUCAUACGCCACGCUCAUUGGCAUGUCCAUCUUGACGCAUCCAGACAAGCAGCUCACGCUUUCGCAGAUCUACACGUGGAUAUCCGAAACAUUCAAGUACUACCGCCGUGAAGACGUGGGAUGGCAGAACCUGAUCCGCCACAACUUGUCGCUAAAUAAGGCUUUUGUGAAAGGCGCAAAAUCCAAAGACGGCAAGGGCCACUUCUGGUGCAUCAAGCCUGAGUGCGAGGACUUGUUUUUGAAGGCGAAGAAUAAUAAGAAAAGCCUGUACCAUGAGGUGAUGGACCAAUUGGCUACUGCUCGUCAGCAGGCAAUCAGCAUGCUACCACUGUCGCCGCCACCACAAGCUCACGAUGAACGUAAGCGACCAUCAGACACAGAAGGCGAGAAUCCCCUGAAAAGGUCCCGGAUUUCUACAGAUUAUGAGUCUGAUUCCACAGGACCAGACUUUGAUUCAUCCUUACUCCGCACACCUGCGCCAGCAUUGGUUGUUUCCGAAUCGCCCGCACCGUUGCUCGCAGGCAAGCAUCUCACAUUUGCACUGAGUUUCAGCUGUAGUCUGAACUUUGAGCUUCUGCCUGUCCAGCCACUAGAAACGGGUCCUUUGCUAGAACCUUUACCACCACAGAACGGCGCGUUUCUGCAAAGUCUACCGGCGAUCACAUUGAACCGUGUUGUGUCGCAGCAUCUCCCGCAACUACAGCCCCCAAUUCCAACAUUUACCACCCCGCGUUCUGGAGUGGCCAGAACACCCAAAUCGGGAGCCAAGACGCCGCUUCGCACGCUACGAACACCGCUGAGCGGUACUGUGAUGCGCAAAUUGUGGCAUUCGCCGUCGUACCUUGAAGAGUUUUACUACUCUCCAUUCGGAAACACGCGGGCCGUGCUUAACUCGUACGACGACGACGACAUGUUGAUGCGUGCUUUUGAUAGCCCGCGUGCUCCUGGCCGUGCCAGUCUUCUCCAUGAGUUACGUAAAGCGGACCUGGACCCUGCCGAAGAAACCGAUGUGGACCAAACGGGAUAA
This is a messenger RNA of Clavispora lusitaniae ATCC 42720, 1470 nucleotides long. RefSeq names its product Hcm1p (gene HCM1). The record is from RefSeq and is a predicted model, not a curated record. Gene Ontology annotation, molecular function: DNA-binding transcription factor activity, RNA polymerase II-specific; RNA polymerase II cis-regulatory region sequence-specific DNA binding. Lineage: Eukaryota; Fungi; Ascomycota; Pichiomycetes; Serinales; Metschnikowiaceae. Gene Ontology annotation, biological process: regulation of transcription by RNA polymerase II.